GUAAACAGUUAACGUUUUGACAGACAGCUGCUCUCGGAAUGAAUAUUUAUUAGAGAGAAAACUGUGUUUUUUGUAACAAUGUCUGCAGUCCAUCUGCUGAGAACAUUGUUGAAACAAAGACUGUCUGCCGCUGACGAAGAGAUAUUUGCGUUAUUUGAAAGAACAAUAGCAAAUUACGAAGAAGAAAUUUGUCGCUUAAGAGAAGAAAACAAACGUAUGAAAAAACAAGCUGAUGCUCAUUUCAAGCCCGAGGUUCGCUCACACAGACCAGACAUGCAGCAACUUUUGGAAAGUAAAGAAGGCAUUCUUGCUGAACAGCUGGAAUGGAAUCUAUGUCUGGAGCAGGAGGACUCAAUGCCACCAACUAUUAAGGAAAAAUGCAAGCACCCCUGGAGAAGUCAGGAGAAACAGUACCUUCAUCGGAUGGUGGAGGCUGAUAUCACCCCUUUGAAGAGUGAAAACGACGAAGAAAUUCCACAGUUAUUACAUCUUCAUCAGAAACACAGUGAUGACAUCACAGAGGCAGAGCCUCCAAGAUUUGGCUGCUCUGAAUUUGACAUGCAGCAGCUGUUGGUGAAUAAAGAAGACAUUCUUUCUGAGCACCAGGAGGGGACUCUGAGUGUGGACCAGGAGGAAUCAAUGCCUCGAAACAUUGAAGAGGAGCAGGAGGACAAUGUCACCAAUUUCCCUUUCAGUGUUGUCCUUGUGAAGAGUGAAGAUGAUGAUAGCCUUCAUCAAGAUCAAACUGAUGAUAUCACGGAGGCAGAGUCUGGAGGAUUUGGUUACUUUCAGCGUGACAUUCAGCAGCUGUUGAUGAGCAAAGAAGACAUUAUUGCUGAACAGCAGGAGUGGAAUCCAAGUCUGGACCAGGACGGCUUAAUGUCCCUAAACAUUAAAGAGGUACAGAAGCAACUCUGGACAAAUCAGGAAGGACAGCAACUUCAUCGGCUACAGGAGGCUAAUGUUGAUAAGUUUCCUUUAAGUGUUGUCCUUGUGAACAGUGAAAAUGAUGAAGAAAAACUGCAGUCACCACAGUGUCAUCAAAGCCUAACUGAUGACACUGAUGAGAUCACAGAGCGAGAAUGUCAAAGAUUUAAGUGCUCUGAAUGUGGUAAAACAUUCGGACAAAAGGGUACUUUGAACGUGCACAUGAGAAUUCACACAGGAGAGAAACCAUAUGGCUGCUCAGAGUGUGGCAUAAAAUUUGGACGAAAGGGCAGUUUGGUUGUACAUAUGAGAAUUCAUACAGGAGAGAAACCGUUUGGCUGCCCUGAGUGUGGUAAUAGAUUUCGAGAAAAAGGGAAUCUUACCACACACAUGAGAAUUCAUACAGGACAGAAACCAUUUGUCUGCUCUGAGUGUGACAAAAGAUUUUCUCAAAAGGGCAAACUGGACAUACACAUACGAAGUCAUACAGGAGAGAAACCAUUUGGCUGCUUUGUGUGUGGUAUGAGAUUUCGAGAAAAGGGCUAUUUGCUCAAGCAUGUGAGAGUUCACACAGGACAUAAACCAUUUGGCUGUUCUGAGUGUAGUAAAACAUUUACCCAAAAGGGUGACCUGAAUAAACACAUGAGAAUACAUACAGGAGAGAAACCAUUUAGCUGCUUUGUUUGUGGUAUGAGAUUUCGAGAAAAGGGCUUUUUGAUCAAGCAUGUGAGAGUUCAUACAGGACAAAAACCAUUUGGCUGUUCUGAGUGCAGUAAAGCUUUUACCCAAAAGGGUGACCUGAAUAAACACAUGAGAAUACAUACAGGAGAGAAACCAUUUUGCUGCUCUGAGUGUGGCAAAAGAUUUAAUCAAAAGGGUGAUCUGAACAAACAUGUAAGAAUUCAUGAGGGAGUGAAACCAUUUUGCUGCUCUGCCUGUGGUAAAACAUUUGUGCAAAAGUGGCAUUUGAAUGUACACAUGAGAAUUCAUACAGAGAAGCAGCAUUUAGAUCAUAGACCUGUAUAUGCAGCUGGACCGUUCAUGGCCAACUGUGACGUGGUUCAUAAAUUGUAGCUUCCAGCUACUGACAGACAGUGGUCAGAACAAAUCUGUACAGCUGCAAGUAAUUGUUCGGCGGUUGUUGUUUUUGUUAUUUUUCUUGUCUGUCAAAUGAGUAAUACUGAAAAUCUCGUAAGUGGUGCUGUCAGUAUAUGUGUAUGUACUCAUAAUAUUUAUCACAUGGCAAUGUAUUGUUUUCAUUUAAUAUAAUUACAGGCUGCCAUUAUUACUGGUAGUCUAUAUUCC
This is a messenger RNA of Thalassophryne amazonica, 2232 nucleotides long. Its product is annotated as zinc finger protein 502-like. Gene Ontology annotation, biological process: regulation of transcription by RNA polymerase II. NCBI's taxonomy places the organism in Eukaryota, Metazoa, Chordata, Actinopteri, Batrachoidiformes, Batrachoididae. The coding region runs from base 79 to 2001 and encodes 640 amino acids. The record is from RefSeq and is a predicted model, not a curated record. Gene Ontology annotation, molecular function: RNA polymerase II cis-regulatory region sequence-specific DNA binding; DNA-binding transcription factor activity. The transcript has 5 exons.